AUGGUUACCUCUGAAGAAACCGACUCCAGCAGCGAGACAGAAGGGUGCGGCGUGCAGGCCCCGAGCCAGGACAAGGACGAGGCUGAACGGCCGCCCCCGGUUCGGCCCCCACCCCGCCCCGCUGGCCUCUGCAGGAGAACGGCACUGGGGUCAUGCAGCUUGGGUGCAGGGGCUGGUCAGGCGCUGACCCACAGGAAGCGGAACCCGGUUCACUCCUUCAGCCAGAGCAGGCCCCAGACGCCUCUCGAGACCAUGAGUCCCUGCACUGGCUAUGAGAGGAAUAAAGGCAGCACAAGUCACCCGGCAGGACUCUCCGCCCAGGGUCCCUGCUGCACUCAGGGAGCCCCUACCGCUCUCCGCCCUGCGCUGGGCUCCGUGUACCACAGGGAGCUGGGCACCAGCCCACAGGGCCGGGGCAAGGAGCUGGGCUGCACGCACGACCCAGCGCUCAGCACCCCCUCUGCAGCCCUGCCCAGGGACCCACGUGGAGCAGGAGGAGACAGCUCGGGCUGGGUUAAAUUUAACUUGUCGGGAGCCGCCGAUUGCGUCGGCGGAGCCACUGGCUGGGCUUCAGCCUGGACCGCAGUGCUGGCCGCGCUCAUGGCGCUGCUCAUCGUGGCCACGGUGCUGGGUAACGCGCUGGUCAUGCUCGCCUUCGUGGCCGACUCGAGCCUCCGCACCCAAAACAACUUCUUCCUGCUCAACCUCGCCAUCUCCGACUUUCUCGUGGGUGCCUUCUGCAUCCCCCUGUACGUGCCCUACGUGCUGACGGGCCGCUGGACCUUCGGCCGCGGCCUCUGCAAGCUGUGGCUGGUGGUAGACUACCUGCUCUGCGCCACCUCCGUCUUCAACAUCGUGCUCAUCAGCUACGACCGCUUCCUGUCGGUCACCCGAGCUGUCUCGUAUCGGGCCCAGCAGGGUGACACGCGGCGGGCGGUGCGGAAGAUGGUGCUGGUGUGGGUGCUGGCCUUCCUGCUGUAUGGCCCAGCCAUCCUGAGCUGGGAGUACCUGUCCGGCGGCAGCUCCAUCCCCGAGGGCCACUGCUACGCCGAGUUUUUCUACAACUGGUACUUCCUGAUCACGGCCUCCACGCUGGAGUUCUUCACACCCUUCCUCAGCGUCACCUUCUUCAACCUCAGCAUCUACCUGAACAUCCAGAGGCGCACGCGUAUCCGGCUGGACGGGAUCAAAGAGGCGUCUGGCCUGGAGCCCCCGCCUGAGGCCCAGCCCUCCCCGCCACUUCCCAGCUGCUGGGGCUGCUGGCAUAAGGGGCGCGGGGAGACGCUGCCCCUGCACCAGUAUGCGGUCGCCAAGGUGGCCCCGGGCACCGAUGCAGGGGAGACGGCCCUUGGGGGCGGCAGCGGAGGAGGCGGCGCCGGGGUCUCCCCCACCUCCAGCUCAGGCAGCUCCUCCAGGGGCGGGGAGUGGCCACGCUCACUCAAGCGCAGCUCCAAGCCAUCGGCGUCCUCGGCGUCGCUGGAGAAGCGCAUGAAGAUGGUGUCCCAGAGCAUCACCCAGCGCUUCCGCCUGUCACGGGACAAGAAGGUGGCCAAGUCGCUGGCUGUCAUCGUGAGCAUCUUUGGGCUCUGCUGGGCCCCGUACACGCUCCUGAUGAUCAUCCGCGCCGCCUGCCAUGGCCACUGCAUCCCCAACUAUUGGUACGAGACGUCCUUCUGGCUGCUGUGGGCCAACUCGGCGGUCAACCCUGUGCUCUACCCGCUGUGCCACUACAGUUUCCGCCGCGCCUUCACCAAGCUGCUCUGCCCCCACAAGCUCAAGCUCCAGCCCCACAGCUCCCUGGAGCACUGCUGGAAGAAGAUGAAGAAGAAAACACGUCCGUGA
Messenger RNA from Trichechus manatus latirostris (Florida manatee), 1842 nucleotides. It is a transcript of the gene HRH3, whose product is annotated as histamine receptor H3. The transcript has 8 exons. The record is from RefSeq and is a predicted model, not a curated record. The coding region runs from base 1 to 1842 and encodes 613 amino acids. Lineage: Eukaryota; Metazoa; Chordata; Mammalia; Sirenia; Trichechidae. Gene Ontology annotation, biological process: cognition; adenylate cyclase-inhibiting G protein-coupled acetylcholine receptor signaling pathway; chemical synaptic transmission. Gene Ontology annotation, molecular function: G protein-coupled acetylcholine receptor activity; G protein-coupled serotonin receptor activity; histamine receptor activity. Gene Ontology annotation, cellular component: dendrite; synapse; plasma membrane.